This is a messenger RNA of Syngnathoides biaculeatus (alligator pipefish), 1476 nucleotides long. RefSeq names its product sp9 transcription factor (gene sp9). Bases 119 to 1441 code for a protein of 440 amino acids. The transcript has 2 exons. Gene Ontology annotation, biological process: regulation of transcription by RNA polymerase II. NCBI's taxonomy places the organism in Eukaryota, Metazoa, Chordata, Actinopteri, Syngnathiformes, Syngnathidae. The record is from RefSeq and is a predicted model, not a curated record. Gene Ontology annotation, molecular function: DNA-binding transcription factor activity, RNA polymerase II-specific; RNA polymerase II cis-regulatory region sequence-specific DNA binding.
GGAGCCAGAACAGAACCCGUGUUGAGCCUCGCCACAACACGGCGGCUCUGGAUCACUCCGGUUCCCAGCAGCUUGGAGCGCGCCAGCCAUUUUCCCAGCCGCAGGACCCAACUUGGAUAUGGCUACCUCCAUUCUUGGGGAAGAGCCUCGGUUUGGAACGACACCUUUAGCGAUGCUGGCCGCAACCUGCAACAAAAUCGGAAACACGAGUCCCCUCACCACUUUGCCCGACGCCAGCGCCUUCUCCAAGAGUGGAUUUCACCCGUGGAAGAGAUCCACGUCAAGCUGCAACUUGGGCUCGGCCCUGCCCGGCUUCACGGUGGCGACGAGCCGCGCCCCCUCGGGACUAACGCCAACGAGCGGCGCCGGCAGCAGCGCCUUCUGCUUGGCCUCCACUUCCCCCCCGUCGGCCGCCUUCUCCAGCGACUACGGCGGCUUGUUCUCCAACGGCGGCAGCGUGUCGAGCCAAGAGUCGGGCCAGUCGGCCUUCAUCUCCAAGGUGCACACGUCCGCGGAGAGUCUGUACCCGCGCGUGGGCAUGGCGCACCCGUACGAGUCGUGGUACAAGUCCGGCUUCCACUCUACGAUCUCCGGCGAGGUGGCCAACGGCGCGUCCUCCUGGUGGGACGUGCACACCAACCCGGGCUCGUGGCUCGACGUCCAGAACCCCGCGGGCCCCCUCCAGGGCUCGCUGCACUCGGGCACCCCGCAGGCCAUCCACUCCCAGCUGAGCGGCUACAACGCGGACUUCUCCUCGCUCACCCACUCGGCCUUCAGCUCCACGGGGAUCAGCCCCACCGCGUCUCACCUGCUGACCACCGGCCAGCACCUGCUGGCCCAGGACGGCUUCAAAACGGUGCUGCCCUCGUACACGGACACCUCCGCGGCGGCCAACGCCAUGAUCUCCGGGGGCGGCUCGGGGAUAAGCGGCUCCUCGCGCUCGUCGCGGAGGUACUCCGGGAGAGCGACCUGUGACUGCCCCAACUGCCAGGAGGCCGAGCGGCUGGGGCCGGCCGGGGCCAGCCUCCGUAGGAAGGGACUGCACAGCUGCCACAUCCCGGGGUGCGGGAAGGUGUACGGCAAGACGUCGCAUCUCAAAGCGCACCUUAGGUGGCACACGGGCGAGAGGCCCUUCGUGUGCAACUGGCUCUUCUGCGGAAAGCGCUUCACGCGCUCCGACGAGCUGCAGAGACACUUGAGGACCCACACCGGGGAGAAGCGCUUCGCGUGCCCGGUGUGCAACAAGCGCUUCAUGCGCAGCGACCACCUGAGCAAGCACAUCAAGACGCACACGGCCGGAGGGGGAGGCAAGAAAGGCAGCGACAGCGACACCGACACCAGCAACCUGGAGACCCCCAGGUCCGAGUCCCCGGACCUUAUUUUGGAAGGGGUCAACCCCAGGAUCACGGUUAAGGACCAGUCCCCGCACGAUGAGCCCUGAUGUGUGAAAAGGACCCCCGCACCCCAACUGCAUCA